Messenger RNA from Belonocnema kinseyi, 1515 nucleotides. RefSeq names its product glycine-rich cell wall structural protein-like. The coding region runs from base 1 to 1515 and encodes 504 amino acids. The transcript is spliced from 7 exons. Lineage: Eukaryota; Metazoa; Arthropoda; Insecta; Hymenoptera; Cynipidae. The record is from RefSeq and is a predicted model, not a curated record.
AUGGCGAUUGCUAUGCAUCAGAUACAAGGAACAUUUGGACUACUGGCACCACAUGGAUUAAAUGGAAGACUUGAAAUACAUAGGGAAUUCAACAUAGGUGGAGGAGGAUCAGGAGCAGGUUUAGGAAAAUAUGGAUUCGAAUAUAGCAUAGGUAGUAGAUUAGGAGGAGGAAACGGCGGAUAUGAAGCUAAUGGACAAGGCGGUUCAGCUGGAGUAAGCACGGGAUCAUCACACUCAUCUGCAUCAGCAAGAGCAGAAGCAGAAGCAAGAGCAGAAGCAGAUUAUGUAGCACGUGGAUCAGCAAGAGGAUCUGCAUCUGCAGCAGGAGGAGCAGGAUCUGAAUUAGGUGAAUUGUCUGGAGUACGUGGAGCAUCUGGAUUAGGAGUAAAUGGAGAACUUGGAGUAAGUGGAUUAUCUGGAGUACGUGGAGGAUAUGGAUUGGGAGUAGGAUCUGGAUCAGGAUCAGGAUCUGGAGGACAUGGAGUUAGUGGAUUAUCUGGAAUAGGUAGAGAAUCUGGCGUAGGUGCCGGAUCUGGGGUGGGUGCAGGAUAUGGAGUUGGCGUAGGAUCUAGAUUGAAUGGAGGAGGUGGAGUAGGCGUAUUAUCUGGAUUAGGUGGAGGAUCUGGAUCAGGAGCAGGAUAUGGAGUAGGUUCAGGAUCUGGAGAAGGUGCAGGGUAUGGAGUUGGAGUAGGAUCUGGAUUAAAUGGAGGAAGUGGAGGAUCUGGAUUAGGAGCAGGAUAUGGAGUAGGUUCAGGAUCUGGAGUAGGUGCAGGGUAUGGAGUUGGCGUAGGAUCUGGUAUAAAUAAAGGAAGUGGAGGAUCUGGAUUAGGAGCAGGAUAUGGAGUAGGUUCAGGAUCUGGAGUUGGUGCCGGGUAUGGAGUUGGCGUAGGAUCUGGAUUAAAUGGAGGAAGUAGAGGAUCUGGAUUAGGAGCAGGAUCUGGAGUAGGUGCCGGGUAUGGGGUUGGCGUAGGAUCUGGAUCAAAUGGAGGAAGUGGAGUAGGUGGAUUAUCUGGCGUAGGUGGAGAAUCUGGAUUAGGAGCAGGAUAUGGAGUAGGUGCAGGAUCUGGAGUAGGUGCUGGGUAUGGAGUUGGCGUAGGAUCUGGAUCAAAUAGAGGAAGUGGAAUAGGUGGAUUAUCUGGCGAAGGUGAAGGAUCUGGAUCAGGAAUAGGAUCUGGAGUAGGUUCAGGAUAUGGAGUAGGUUUAGGAUCUAGAUUAGCUGGAGGAUUGGGAAUACGUUCUGAAUUUAACAUAGGUGGAGCAUCCGGAUUAGGUGGAGGAUAUAGAGUAGGUGGAGGAUCUGGAGUGGGUGCAGGUUCUGGAGUAGGUGGAGCAUUUGGAAUACAGCGAGAACUUAACAUAAAUGGAGAAGAAGGUGCAUCAGCAGAAGGUAAGGCAGCUGCACUAGCAAAUGGAAGUUCUUCCGGAGGUAGUGUAGGAGCAUCCAGAGCUGCAGCUGAUGCAAAGGCAGAGGCAGAAUCAUCAGGUGCAUCACAUGGACAACUUUCAUCAGUAUAA